Molecule: messenger RNA, 2724 nt
Organism: Acyrthosiphon pisum (pea aphid)
Lineage: Eukaryota; Metazoa; Arthropoda; Insecta; Hemiptera; Aphididae
Gene: Btk
Product: tyrosine-protein kinase Btk29A
Exons: 18
Coding region: 357-2393 (678 amino acids)
Biological process (GO): intracellular signal transduction; protein phosphorylation
Molecular function (GO): protein tyrosine kinase activity; protein binding; ATP binding
Source: RefSeq, a predicted model, not a curated record
AUACGAAAACUGGUUUUCGGUUUUUUUUCUUCAUUUAUAUCCAUUAUUAUUUAUUUAUUUUAUUAUUAUUUUUUAAAUUUCGUUUCGUCGUCGCCAACUACACCGUCCCCCUGUGCUGGCAACGCUAACGUCUGCCGCAGACCUCUUUAGUCUUCUUUUCCUUCGUAGUUGUUUGAUUUUUCUCCCUUAUUACCUAUUUCUCCUUCACAAUUAUUAUAUAAUUUUUCUUCCGAACACAGUCCGCUUCAGCAAAACGCGACAAUCCGUCCGCAAACGACACAAUACGAUGAUGUACCACCCGCGACCAACUACCCGCAUCCGACGAAGGUUGAAAUAAUAACGGAAAUCCAUACACAAUGAUGGCUGGCAAAGAUGACUUAGACGAUUGUGACAUCAUCAAACAAGGUCUGAUGGUGAAGCGGUCGCAAAACAAAAAACGAUUCAUGCCCAUUAACUACAAACAGAGAUGGUUUGUAUUGACGACCAAGAACUUCAUUUACUAUGAGUCCGAAACGGAAGAAAUUAUUGAAAGAAGCUCACUGCCGUGUCUCCAUAACAUACAUCAACUGCUUAACAGGCGUAAAAAAGAACGUGGUCGUAUAAAACUGUCUACGGUAACUGUGAUUGAAACAGCUACAAUUACUUCUUCACCAAAUAUUUUAUCUCAAGAUACUACUAACAAUGACGGUGAAAAUGGGUAUGCAUUUCAAAUAUCAUAUAGUGAUGGAAAUGAUCAACCAUAUACAUUGUAUUUAAUCACACAAAAACUCCAAGAGAGAACUGAUUGGAUAAGAUCUUUAAGAGCUGUAUGUGCUGACACCUUGGGAAAGAGUGAAAAAUAUCAUGCAUCAAUCUGGGGUGGUAAAAAAUGGCAAUGUUGUCGAGCUCCAACACGUAUUGCUGAAGGCUGUGAACCGUGUUCCGAAUGGAACAAGACACCGCCAAAUUCACCUAUUAUAAAAAAUGGUGAAAAUAAUAGUCCAAUAUUAGCAUUAACAGCAAGCCCAAUAAUGCUAGGCGGAACCCCAGCUGCUAAACUAAAAGACCAAGUACCAAGAAUUAAGGUAGUGACUGCUCUCUAUCCCUUUAAAGCAAUUGAACCAGGAGAUUUGACUUUAGUUAAAGGGUGUGAAUAUGACGUUAUUGAUGAUUCUCAAGAUCAUUGGUGGAAAGUAAGAGAUGAGCAUGGUGCUAUUGGCUACAUUCCUAGUAAUUAUGUUAAAGAAAAAGAAUUUCUUGGUCUUCAAAAAUAUGAAUGGUAUGUUGGAGAUAUGUCAAGACAGAGAGCUGAGUCUCUUCUCAAACAAGAAGAUAAAGAAGGAUGUUUUGUUGUUAGAAAUUCGUCAACCAAAGGUCUUUAUACACUAUCUCUUUUCACAAAAGUGCCACACUCUCACGUGAAGCAUUAUCACAUUAAGCAGAAUAGCCGAGGAGAUUUUUUUCUAAGCGAAAAACAUUGCUGUUCAACUAUUCCAGAAUUAAUUAAUUACCAUCGUCACAACAGUGGGGGAUUAGCAUCACGUUUAAAAGCUUCUCCUUGUGAUCGUCCUGUUCCUGCUACAGCUGGCCUUAGUCAUGACAAAUGGGAAAUAGAUCCUGCAGAACUAAUGUUGUUGGAAGAACUAGGAUCAGGUCAGUUUGGUGUAGUACGUCAUGGUAAAUGGAAAGGUUCCAUUGACACUGCAGUCAAAAUGAUGAAAGAAGGCACAAUGUCUGAAGAUGAUUUUAUUGAAGAAGCCAAAGUCAUGACGAAACUCCAACACCAGAAUCUAGUCCAACUUUAUGGAGUUUGUAGUAAACAUCGCCCAAUUUAUAUAGUUACCGAGUAUAUGAGACAUGGAUCACUGCUGAAUUAUCUCAGGCGACAUGAAAAUAGUUUAGGAGGAAACAAUGGCUUAUUACUUGACAUGUGUAUUCAGGUUUGCAAAGGGAUGGCCUAUUUAGAACGUCACAAUUACAUACAUCGUGAUCUUGCUGCUAGAAACUGUUUAGUGGGUUCAGAAAAUGUUGUAAAAGUUGCAGAUUUUGGAUUAGCCAGAUAUGUCCUCGAUGAUCAAUAUACCAGUUCUGGUGGUACCAAAUUUCCCAUUAAAUGGGCUCCUCCUGAAGUCUUAAAUUACACUAGAUUUUCUUCGAAAUCUGAUGUUUGGGCUUAUGGUGUUUUAAUGUGGGAAAUAUUUACUUGUGGUAAGAUGCCAUAUGGGCGCCUCAAAAACACUGAAGUUGUUGAUCGUGUACAAAGAGGCAUUAUUUUGGAAAAACCGAAAAUGUGUUUCAAAGAAGUAUAUGAGGUUAUGCGUAAGUGUUGGAGCCAUUGUCCUGAAGAUCGUCCAUCUUUUAGAUUGUUAAAAGAUCAACUGGCUGUCACAUCUCAGGGUUUAAUAGCAGAUUGACGUGUUCCACAACAAACUUGCAAUUGUGCUAUUUGCUUGUUGCUUGACAUUGGUUAUGAGCCCCUCAUAGAAUUGUGCCGUUUAGUGAUUGAAACAAAUCGCCGUGGCACUCUUUGAACCCAUAAGAUUUAUGUUCAGUUGUCAAAAAAUUUUCAGUGAGUUUAUCUACAUAAAAAUGAUCUCGAACUUUGCGAUAAGUUUUUUAAAACAAUUUCAAGUGCUGUUUACAUUUUAUACUAAUAAGUAAUUACUAUUUUAUUGACAUCAAUUGAGAUAUUAUACAUUCCUUGUAUGUACAUGUUUUAUUAAAAAACUUGAAAAUUUAAAAUUA